UGUGACACUACUCAGUUUUUGCGCAAUGGAAAGUGUGUGAUAUUACAGUUUAGUGCAAACUUAAUCAGUUAUUUCCAAUUUACACGUACUACAAUUGGCGAUAUUCCAGCUUGUUAACUAGAGUUAGCUAGCUCGUAACUAACGUUACCAACCACCUGGCCAGAGUGUGCAGCUAAAUAGCUUGUUCAUGUUUUCCUUGACGUUGUGGGAUUGCCGUUAGGUAGUGUAUUCAGCAGCGUGUAAAACAUGGAGGACUGGGAGCAGGAGCUGGCCAAUCCAGAAAGCAGCAGCACAGAAACUAAGGCAUUUGGAAGCAGUUGUUACGGAGAAGGCCAGCAAAAUGAAGGUUGUGGAAGUCAUAAUGAUAAUGAAGAGAGCUCGUGGAACAGCAGAGGAGGUGGAUUUGGAGGGAGCUAUGGAGGCACGGAUGACGGAGGCAGCUCCUGGGACAGCAGUGGAGGGGGGUUUGGAGGGAGAGAUGAGGGUAGAGAUGAUGCCGGCAGCUCCUGGAACAGUGGGUUCGGGGGGUUUAGAGGGCGUGGCCAAGGCAAAGUGUCAAGGGGAGGCAGAUUCACGGGUUCCACAGAUCAUGACAGCCACUCCUGGAACAGUGGAGGAGGUGUCUUUGGAGGAAGCAAGGGGGGUGGAGAAUGUGACGGCAAUGGAAACACUGAAGACAGUGUGGGCGACUCGUGGAGCACUGCAGGGGGUGGUUUUGGAGGAAGAGGUGGUGGACGAGGCGGAAGGGGUAUGAGGGGAGGAGGAGGAGGAAGAGGAUACAACAGCUCAUAUUCCUCAGGGAAUGAUGAUAACGGGAACGAUGGGUUCGGUGGCGGGUUCGGAGGAAGAGGUGGCCGGGGGGGUCGAGGGGGCUUCAGUCAGGAUCGUGAUGACCGAGGAGGAGGAGGAAGAAGAGGAGGUAGAAGAGGAGGAUUUGCUGGUGGUGGAGGUUACAGAGGACAGGAUGAAGAAGUGUUCUCCAGAGGGCCGUCCUUUAACGAUGAAGGGAAAGGCGAAGCUGAGGAUGGUGGUCCCAAGGUGGUCUAUGUCCCUCCCCCACCCCCUGAAGAGGAGGAGUCAAUUUUCGCUCACUACGAGACCGGGAUCAACUUCGACAAGUACGACGAGAUCUUAGUGGACGUCAGCGGCAGCAACCCACCCCAGGCCAUCGUGACGUUUGAAGAGGCCGGUCUGUGUGAAACCCUGGGCCGGAACGUUAGCAGGUCGGGCUACGCCAAGCCCACGCCCGUCCAGAAGCACGGCAUCCCCAUCAUCGCUGCGGGCCGCGACCUCAUGGCCUGCGCCCAGACCGGGUCCGGGAAAACGGCUGCCUUCCUGCUGCCCAUCCUGCAGCAGCUGAUGGCGGACGGCGUGGCGGCCAGCCGCUACAGCGAGGUCCAGGAGCCCGAGGCCAUCAUCGUGGCCCCGACCCGCGAGCUCAUCAACCAGAUCUACCUGGAGGCCCGCAAGUUCGCCUUCGGGACGUGCGUGCGUCCGGUGGUGGUCUACGGAGGCAUCAGCACAGGCUACACCAUACGAGAGGUGCUGAAAGGGUGCAAUGUGCUGUGUGGAACACCGGGGAGACUGCUGGACAUUAUUGGACGAGGAAAGAUCGGCCUGAGCAAGCUGAGGUACCUGGUGCUGGACGAGGCCGACCGCAUGCUGGACAUGGGCUUCGAACCCGACAUGCGCCGGCUGGUGGGCUCCGCGGGCAUGCCCCCCCGAGAGCAGCGCCAGACGCUCCUCUUUAGCGCCACCUACCCUGAAGAUAUCCAGAGGUUGGCUGCAGACUUCCUGAAAACUGACUACCUCUUCCUGGCUGUGGGUCAGGUGGGCGGAGCCUGCAGUGACGUGGAGCAGAACGUGUAUGAGGUCACCCAGUACGCUAAACGGGACAAGCUGGUGGAGCUCCUGCAGACUACCGGUGUGGAACGCACAAUGGUGUUUGUAGAGACCAAGAGGAAAGCUGAUUUUAUUGCAACAUUUCUUUGUCAGGAGAACAUAUCUACCACAAGCAUUCAUGGCGACAGGGAGCAGCGGGAGCGGGAGCAGGCGCUGGGGGACUUCCGCUCGGGGAGGUGCCCCGUCCUGGUGGCCACGUCCGUGGCGGCGCGCGGGCUGGACAUCGAGCACGUGCAGCACGUGGUGAACUUUGACCUCCCGUCCACCGUGGAGGAGUACGUGCACCGGAUCGGCCGGACGGGGCGCUGCGGGAACACCGGGAGGGCUGUGUCCUUCUUCGACCCGGCGACGGACACCCCGCUGGCCCGGUCGCUCGUGAAAGUCCUCUCGGGGGCCCAACAGGAAGUUCCCUCUUGGCUGGAGGAAAUCGCCUUCAGUGCCCACGGCACCACUGGGUUUAACCCGCGCGGGAAGGUGUUCCCGUCCGUGGACACGCGCAGAAGGGACGCACCGCCCGUGUUCGAGAGCCACGAGGAUGGGGGAGAGUCCUGGGACUGAAGGAUUCUCUGUGCCACGGAAUUCUGCUUACAGGGGUUUUUAUGCAAGUGGUUUUUUUUGUUGUUGUUUUUUUUGCAUCUUCCAGGUUUAGAAUAUGCAUGAAAUUGCAUCAUCCCAGAAGUACACUGAUGGCCAGUUUAAGAUCAAAUUGCAUUUGCAUUCUGCAAAGCAAGCUGUGGGACCUGUAAGCCUGUUAGUGAAGGUUAAC
This is a messenger RNA of Anguilla anguilla (European eel), 2668 nucleotides long. RefSeq names its product ATP-dependent RNA helicase DDX4-like. The coding region runs from base 247 to 2460 and encodes 737 amino acids. Gene Ontology annotation, biological process: cell differentiation; gamete generation. NCBI's taxonomy places the organism in Eukaryota, Metazoa, Chordata, Actinopteri, Anguilliformes, Anguillidae. Gene Ontology annotation, cellular component: nucleus; P granule. The transcript is spliced from 27 exons. The record is from RefSeq and is a predicted model, not a curated record. Gene Ontology annotation, molecular function: RNA helicase activity; ATP binding; RNA binding.